Porites lobata is the source of this 37218-nucleotide messenger RNA. Lineage: Eukaryota; Metazoa; Cnidaria; Anthozoa; Scleractinia; Poritidae. The record is from the annotation of a GenBank genome assembly.
AUGUCAAACAAUAAAAGCUCUCCAAGCUAUCUGACAAAUAUAUCGACACCGACUACGCCUCCCGCUUCAGCUGUAGCUUAUUCCUACCUGCUGGCAGUAGCGUUUGGUUUUAUUGCCGCCCUGGCUCUUAUUGGCAACGGUCUUUUUUGUAUUCUUAUACUGAAGAAUUAUCGGAUGCUCAGAUCUGCAUAUAACUUGCUGAUAUUCAGCCUGGCUGUAACAGACAUGAUAACAGGUAAACGUUUUUAGAAAUCAAAUCAGUCUUUUCCGAGUGCGGACUGAGAAACUAUUAGACACUAAGAUCUCGAUACAUGAAUUAUCAUUAGUUACACCUGGUGACGAGUUUGAAAGAGGUUUCCUUCUUUGAUGAAACGGAAAUAAUACCGUAGUUGUAGCAUAAGAAAUAAUUCCUAUGCAAACACAAAUUAGGAUUUUGCAGCAAAAUAUGAACGCCACACUAUUUUAUUGCUAUUAACUAAGUUCUUAAGAGCGACUGUUUGUAAAUAUCGACCAAAAUUGCUCAAAAGUCGGCUUUUUUGAACGACGUCGACGACGGAGCCCAACGAAAACAGGCUUUAAAGAAGUACAGUGGUGUGUUUUAUUAAUUUAAGCAUCCGUCAAAAGGCAUAACUAUGUUAAAUUUAAGACGGAGACGACCAAUUUUAACUAAUUAGAACACUUGCUUUUUUCUUGCGAGUUUUCUCUUUCAAGUAAUUAUGUAUAAGUACACAUGAUACAUGUACGUUUCAAUGUAUUACUAUCACGCUUAUAAAGGUACUUUGUAACGAAUGUUUCAGAAAAUACUUUAACUCGUUUCAAUCGACGAUGAAGGCCAUCGUCAAAAACAAAUCGCCAAAAUCUACAGCAAAACGGAAAAUAGAAAAAAAGUGGCGUUUGACUAAUGCUAAAACGGCAGGAAUAGCUGCAGCGUGAGUAUGAGCUUUUAAAAUGCCAAAUGCUCCUAAAUGGACAUCAUACAUCUAUAUCAUAGAUCUAGACAUCAUACAUCUAUAUCAUAGUGCGUGGUUAAAAUUUGCAUUAUUUUAUCCCCAUAAUUUUAAACGGUAAAAAUUGUCAAUAGGGCCUAUUUUUAAUAAUACCUCUUUGGCCACAAAAAUAUUCCAGCUUUUACAAAUGUAUCGUUUUAUAAGGAAGAAAUGGUCAUAAAAACUAUUCGUGUUCUUCAAAGACUGCCAAAUCGUUGUAGUUUGACGUGCGAGUCAAUGAAAUUUAUGUAACAUUUCGCUUUCCCGGAAGUGGAGUUUGAGCCCCGAACGGGCAAAAGGAGUUUUCUCGAAUUUUAACAAAAGAACACUUUAUUUGGGAAAACUAACUACAGCAUGUUUCAUUACUCAUUAAAGGUUAUCGAUGAGCCAAAAAUGACGUAAAUCAAAUUUUGAACUUGUGCCGACCGUGGGUCGAUAUUUACGGAAAGCCGCCCUUAAAAAGUCAUGCAAUAGACCUCAUUUAGGAUGCCCACCGUCUUUGGAUGUAAGUGCGCAGGGAUUGACGGGUGAAGACAAUGUCGCGUGCUCUCUGAGGGGAAAACAAGUGAACUUAAAAAUGAUUGCCAAGGAGUUUAUUUAUUCCGUCAAAAUUAAAAAACACUUACUAUAGUCAUGAGAAAUAUACAGAUCGAGUUUCAUCGAGGUUCAUGUCAUUAUUGGUAGGUAUAUCUACGGUCGUUUUUGCAUCCAAAAACACCACGACAGUUUUUAGUUCCAGACAUUUUUUUUCCAUUAUCUUCUUGAACCGAGUUCAAUUCCUUUACUUAUUGUUGUCUAGAAUGAUCAAACUCGACGGUGAUUACUUGCAUUGUCAAAGUUUAUCGGCGUUUUGCGCCCCGAGAAACCAAGUGGCAUUACAUUUAUCCUAUUCUCACUAGGGAAAACAAUAAAAUUCUCAGCGUGGCCCAGGGGAAUACUCGGCAUACCCGCAGACCUUGUCCCUCGGUUUUAAAGGGACAGGUUCACGGUUCAGCGCAUGCUCAUUUCUCAAAAUGCUGAUUUUCUGCCGCGACCUGCUGUAUCGUCUAUGGAAGCAAUAUGAUCAUGUCAUAAUUAUGUCAAAGAACCAAUCUGCACACUCCCCUAGCAGUCCCUUGAUCAAUUCAUGUGCAAAUAACUGUAAAUUAAUCAACCAUGGAAUAAAACUUUCGGGUCAACAAUAAAUUCAACGUUGGUAGUGUUGGCAUAAUCCACUAAUUUUUCUGCCAUUUUCCCUCCUCCAUCUUACUUCGGGUUACUUUGAAAUACACUCUGAGAUCACUAAGAUACAUGUGAGUGGAAAUAUUAACCGAUAGAAUUAAUAAUAAAUAGAAAAAAGUAAUUUAAUUAAUGAGCAUGCGCUUUACCGUGAACUUGUCCCUUUAAGACUAGUCUGAUUGAUUAUUCAGCCAGCUAGUUCUAGUAAAGUUUAGGUCUCGGCACCCUCGAUAGCAGUUCUUGUUUUUCGCUUUCAUUCGCUGCGCCCCGUAUAACUCAAAUUCCAGCUACCCCUUUGGCAGAAUACGUCCAUGCAGUUUUUAGCCCUCCACAGCUACAAGGCACAUACAGCUGUUUCGAGAAAGGUUGUCGGAAGAAGUGUACGCGACAAUCCUGAAAGGCAUUGUGGGUGGUUUUGAGUUCACUGUUCUUCAGAGAAAUUUAAAAGAAUUGGCACGAAAGGCCAUGAAAAUGUGUUUGCGAGUGCUAACGGAAAGGAACAAAGUAGGUUCGACAGCUACAGUCGUCAGGAACAGUACAUCGAUCAUAUCCCAUAUUACCUUUCGGGAUUGUCGCGUGCACAUUUUUUCCGACAACCUUUCUCGAAAUAGCUGUAUAUGUGUACAGCCACUGCCCUCUUUUCCUUCAUCGGAAAGGAUGAUACAAAUAUACUCAGUAAGAUCCAUUUGAUACAAGAAAGGACAAGUAAACUGUGAAAUCAUUACUCUUGUGAAAACAUCAAAGGUGAAACAUGUCUUGUUUGUCAUAGGGAUAUUUCGACCUGCUGCAAGGCAUAUACUUGUUGAUAUUCUAGCAACCUCAUUCUUUAUCUCAUCUUUAUUUUUAAGGAGCGUUUAUUGGUGUGACGCCAAACUACCUUGUCGCCCUAAGCUCGUACCAGGCUCCCAGUGGAUUACCUGGGGUAAUUUUCUGCAAAGUCAUUGGUUCCCAGUACUUCGUGUUUCUACUUGGUAAAGUUUCCUGUCUUACGGUCACGUGUCUUGCUGUGGAAAGAUGGUACUCUGUGGUUAAGCCUAUCAAAUAUCGACUUAAGUUUAAAAGAGGAAGAGUUUAUGUGUAUCUUGUAAUCAUAUGGAUAACCUGUCUCUUAUUGCAUUCAUUAGUACUGUUUCAAAUGACGCUUGAUGAAAAAAACCUGCGAUGUGUGUGGAUAACAUCCGAUUUCCCCAAAGAACUAACAGUAAUGACACUCACCAUCGUGACAUUCUUUGUUCCAAAUGCGGUUACUUGGGUUACUUAUCUUCACACUGCUUUUGCGCUUAAGACGUCUCCAGCAAUUAAUAGAAAUAAUGCGCGUAACACUCGCACACGGUUUAAGCUUCUGCGCAUGUGUAUUAUAGUAGCCCUGCUAUUUACAAUAUGCUGGUUUCCAAAUCAGCUUUACUAUACCCUGGCUUCUUAUGGCCUUGUUAGACUGGAGUCGCCUUUCCAUCACUUCACUAUCGUCCUUGCUAUGUUCAACUCGUGCACCAAUCCUGUCAUUUAUUGCUCCACAAACCGGGAAUUUAGAAAAGGGUUUCUUAUGUUACUUUGCCCUUUCUUUAAUUCCUGCCGAUGGAAGAAACGAAGAGAGACAAGUCUAGCACGUGAAAACAGAUUGAGAGUAGCAACUGGAGAAUUUGAAGUGGGAAAAUUUGACGCUGGUGUGAUGUUGACGUUUGGUAAUUUGGUCAAUCAAGGGUGCGAAGUCGACGACUGCAAGCAACAGGAAACCAGUGGUGUUUGCAGUGAGCUUAUUUGAAAAAUCGGUUAACUGGCUUUUCUCUUCACUUCAGUCUUUUCAGCUGUGGUCAGGCUUGUUACACUUUCGCUAAGCUUCCGGCUGACGUAGACGAAGCGGACUGCGGUUUUACAGUCAGCGUUAGUUCAACAGGUGGUAAGUGUGCGUACUCGGGGAAAGUGGUCCCUAGCUUCAUUCCUGGCGACAGGAGCCCAUGGGCCCCUGCUGGCGAAAAAUGCCUGAUUGGUCGAUACGUGACCACGUGACAUUUCCUUAAUUCAACAUGACGGCAAAACCUUCAUCGUCUCUUGUUUAGAACUGCGGCUUAUGAGUUGCAUGCAGACUGCGUAUAUAUGGCUUAAACUUUUUAUUAUCCUUUAUUAUAUAAUGAGCCGGACAUUUUGAAAAGAUAGAUCGAAAUGUCUGCAGCUGGUGUCUACUCUAACAGACUUUUAUCAUUAAAACUCGAGCUUCAGCGUCUGCAUCAACAAUGUUUCCUUUGUGAACAGGUGCAAUUCAGUGAAUAACACUCAACAGCCGAUUUUGAACGGGUUAAUUUUCUCUACUUUUCCCUUUUUUUCGCUUCCCAUUUCCCUUUCUAGGUUUUUCGUUUUUACGUAACAUCCGUAAAAACCAAACUAAGUACUAUUUUAGUGACUAAAUUCACGCGGGUUAUUUUAUUUUGCAUUAAGAGUAUUGUCAUCUGUCAUGGUGUACAAUAUUUUAAGUUCAUCGUUAACAUCCGCUAAUUUAUGCAGUACGUAAAUGAGUCAAGUGUCUUGCAUCAGAUGUAAAAGAUCUAAAUACAUGCGGUCUGUAUUAAGUGAACUGAAUGCAAAUCUACGUCAAACCCUUACCCUAUCAGUUCCUUCAAUUCUUAUACAUGUUUGUGUUUUAUUCAAUUUUUCAUUUUUCCGUUCCCAGUGACUCGCUCCCCAAUCCGCUUUCCGCGUUUUAGUAAAAGUCUUGUGGUACACAUACCUCCUCUGUGAAAGGGACAGUGUAAACUUAAAAAAAGUAAUAUCAGAAAUAGCAAUGUUAUAAAAAUAACAUUUUAAAAUGUAUAUUAAUAGCAUAAGCUUUAGUAGUAUUUGGCAGUAAGACUACGAGUGAUGUUUCAGAAUUGUCCAAAAUAAUAUGACCUGCGAAGCGGCAAGUGGUAUUUUGGGCAAUUUUGAAAUAUUACAAGCCGGUAUUAAUGCCAAUUAUAACAUAGCGCGCGUACUUGCCGUAUCUACUUCCUUUCGAGUCGAUGAAAUAAAAUUCUUUAUAUGUGCACGGCCGUGCGUAUAUAAGAUGACGUGUUUUGUUGUGUUUAUUAGACGUGGAUUUUCGCCUCUAACCUUCAAAAUCGAACACAAUGAUAAAGAACUUUCUAGGAUUUUUGGAAUUGACAGCUUUCUAGCCACUUAAACCAACAGCAAAAGCGGUCAACUGUUAGCAAAUUACCAGACGCCCCGUAGGAAAGUUCUCACUCAAAGAAUGACAUUUAGUUGGAAAUAAAAACCACAAACUCAUAUGAGUUGGGGAACAUCCGAUUAUAUAGUGUCCUCAUUUUUUAACGUCUGCUUAGCCGGUUGAAAUCAAGUUAAUUAAUGGCGAAAAACUACGCACUUUCGUUAUAAACGAACAAUCUCUGGAGGGAAAAUUCCUCUUGCAGGAUCGAAACAAAACGAGCACGAGCUUUUACCAGGACAUAAAUUUAUUACUCAUAAAGUAACACAACAUUUAUUACUCAUAAACAAAACUACAAAAAGGUCCUCUCAGAGGUAGACUGCUUGAAGUCCGCCUUUUCUUUAAGAUCCGUCAAGUUUUCGGUGACAGUGAGUGCGUAUGGACAAAAAACUCUUUUAGCCAAAAGGGACUGGGACAAGCGUCUAGUUGCGUACGUGGGUGCACAGCUACGUAGAUAUACGCAAUCUAAGCAUGAAACCACGUAAAAGUCAUGCUAUUAUAUUUUUAUCAUAGAAGCCGAGAAACUGUCGGCAACGUUCAAGAUGCCUUUAUUUUGUUCUAGUUGAAUGAAAAACUCUUACCAAAGUGGCGCUUAAACAUCGUUUUACGUCAGUGGGCAAGUGAUUGACAGCUUCUUGUAUUAAACGUCGAUAAUGUAGAAAACAACAUGAAAAAGGUUAAAUGUUUUUGCAGCAACUGCAGUGGUAAGAGAUCACGCAUUGACUUCACAUACAAAAAGUACUGAGGUUAUGACUCGCCAAGUUUUUUCGUUGUAAAACACCAACGCCAACUCCUUAAUUAGUAAUUAUUGUCACUUAGCAGCCAUGAAAGUGGUGUGCUGUUGAUGUUUGCGUGUGGGAGUGUAAAGAAGUGAUUUAAUAUCGCCGAAAACUACCUACCUUUUUCAUUUCUCCAUCUUGAAUGGUAAGUGCUCUGAGUGCUUUUGUUGAAUUUGAUCGUUUUCCGUAGCCUUUCUCGCGAAGACCUCUUGCCUUUCCCUUCUGUCUGAACUUGACAAAUUCUUGGUUCGCUAUGCAAAUUUUGCUGUCAUAUUGUCUGUCUACCGUAAAUCCAUCCCCGGUUUCCGGUCUAAAAAGACACCCCGUUAAGACGCACAAUAGUGAAAUUAUAUACCCUGAGAAGACUCAAGACCCUGAAAACCAUACCCUGUUGAGCGGCACAUACCCGUAUAGAUCAAAUAAGGAAGCCCCCCCUCCUCCGGAGCUAAUAUACCGUAAAUGAUACAACAGAUGCACGGGAAUUUAUAUUCAAUCUUAGGUGUCCAAGAAGGAGCGUUUAAUAGAUGGGAGGCGUUUAUUCUCAUACUACUACUGUGCAGUAGAAGAUCCAGAGGAGGGGCCGGGGGGACCAAACAUUUUGAGUGGAUAAUAAGCGAGUGGGAACUGAAAAUGAUGUUUAUUAUCCACUCAAAAUAUUUCCCUGUUUCUGAUUGGCUUAAAUCCCAAGGUUGAUUCUUCAAAAUCAGCUACCCUUGACGGUUCCAAUUACAAUGUCCUCAGUAUUCCGCCUUGCGAUUGCUACUGAUUUUUUAAAAUCUUUUUUUACUGUGUCGUCUUUAGAUGUUAAACAAUAAAAGCUCUUCCAGAUAUCUGACAAAUAUGUCGACACCGACUACGCCUCCAGCUUCAGCUGUAGACUAUUCCUACCUGCUGGCAGUUGCGUUUGGUUUUAUUGCUGUCAUGGCCAUUAUUGGCAACGGUCUUUUUUGCAUUCUUAUACUGAAGAAUUGUCGGAUGCUCAGAUCUGCAUAUAACUUGCUGAUAUUCAGCCUGGCUGUGACAGACAUGAUAACAGGUAAACGUUUUUAGAAAUCAAAUCAGUCUUUUCCUUCUGUGACUGAGAAACUAUUGUACACCAAGACCUCCAUACAUGAAUUACCAAUAGUUACCAAUUGUAGGACUGUGAAAGUCAGUAAAGAGGUUUCCUACUUUGAUGAGACGGAAAUAAUACCGUAAUUAUAGCAGAAGACAUAAUUCGUACGCAAACACAAGUUAGGAAUUUGCAGCAUAAUAUGAACGCCACGCUAUUUUAUUUCUAUUAAAUAAAGUUUCUUAAGGAAGUCACUAGUUUUUAAAAAGUCAUGCAGUAGACCUUAUUUAGGAUGCCCACCGUCUCUACAUGCAAGAACGUAGGGAUUGAUGGGUGAAUGAAAUGUCGCGUACUCUCUAAGGGGACAAAAAGCUACCUGUAAAAGUGGUUGCCAAUGAGUUUAUUUGUUCCGUCAAAAUUAAAAAAACACUUACUAUAGUCAUGAGAAAUAUACAGAUCGAGUUUCGUCGCGGUUCAUGUCAUUAUAAACCUGGCCUCUUUAGCUUGUAUCUUUUGUUUUCCCAAUACAGCGGGUCAUGUGAUUAUACUCUAGGGGACUGUUUCUUUCAAAUAUCGCCUGGUCUCAGGCAAAAAGUGAAUAAAAGCUACCCGUGAAAGUGAUUGCCAGGGAAUUCAUUUAUUCCGUUAAAAUUAAAAAACAAGCUAAAACACUUACUAUAUUAGUCAUGAGAAAUGUACAGAUCAGGUUUCGUCGAGGUUCAUGUCAUUAUUAGUAGGUGUAUUUACGGUCGUCUUUGCAUCCAAAAACACCACGACAAUGAUCAGCGUACAAUUCCUUUACUUUCAAUUGUUAUCUAAAAUGAUCAAAGUCGACGGCGAUUACUUACAUGGUCAAAGUUUAUCGGCGUUUUGCGCCCCGAGAAACCACGUGACAUUAGAUUAUAUCCUAUUGAUCCUAUGUGCGUGUAAAUUCGACAUAUAAUGUAAAUAAGGUCUAUACGGUGUCUUGAGGGUUUUAAAGGAUCCCUGAUGCUGUUAGUCACGCUCAAACCAAAAAAUUGGGCAGUUAGAUGUAAUUAAGAAACGAAAGGGCUAAUAAUGAGAGAAAUUAAUGCUCUUAGUGUGAAAAAAAAAAGAUGCAAAAGAUGCAAAACGUCUUGUGAAAAACAUUUCCACCUGCUACUUGUUGAUGUGUAUGUUAUCUCUUUUUUAUUUUCAAGGAGUAAUCAUUGGUGUGACGCCAAACUACCUUGUCGCCCUAAGAUCCUAUCAGGUUCCCGGCGGAUUACCUGGGGUAAUUUUCUGCAAAGUCGUUGGCUCCAGUUACUUCGUGUUUGUACUUGGUAAAGUUUCCUGUCUUACGGUCACGUGUCUUGCUCUGGAAAGAUGGUAUUCUGUGGUUAAGCCUAUCAAAUAUCGACUCACGUUUAAAAGACAAAGAGUUUAUGUGUAUCUUGUAAUCAUAUGGAUAACCUGUCUCUUAUUACAUUCACUUAUAUUGUUUCAAAUGACGCUUGAUGAAAAAAACCUGCGAUGUAUGUGGAUAACGUCCGAUUUUCCCAAACAAUUAACACCAAUGUUACUCACCAUCAUGACAUUCUUUUUGCCAAAUGCAGUUACUUGGGCUACGUUUCUGCACCUUUCCCUUGCCCUUAAGAAAUCCCCAGCAAUUAAAAAUAAUGGACCUUUCGCUCGAGCACGGCUUAAGCUUCUUCGUAUGUGCGUUAUAGUUGCACUGUUAUUCACAAUAUGCUGGUUUCCAAAUCAGCUUUACUAUGUCCUGUCUUCUUAUGGCUUUGCUAAAUUGGAGUCGCCUCCUCAUUACUUCACCGUCGUCUUGGUUAUGUUUAACUCGUGCAUCAAUCCUGUCAUUUAUUGCUCCGCACACCGGGAAUAUAGAAAAGCGUUUCUUACUUUAUUUCGUUGUGUCUUUAAUUCUUGGCUUUGUAAGAAACGAAGUGAGAUAAGUUUACACAAAGAGCACAGACUGCGAUCAAUAAGUGGGGAAUCUGAAGCGGAGAAAACUGGCAGUGGUGUGGUGUUGACCAGUUUUCGCGAUUUGAUCAACCAAGGGUACGAGGUCGACAACUGUUCGCAACAGGAAACCAGUGGUGUUUAAAUUUAUUUCAAAAAUCUGGCAAUUUGCGUUCUGCUUGAGAACGAGGCAUCAAGAAAACUUGUCAGUCAUCGCGUUUUUACCUUGGAUCUUAACUACGAUCGCUCAAGCUACCCUAUGUUAUUAUACUGACUGUUUUUUGGUAUGCAAAUGUGGCAUUAUUUUACCAUCUUUGCCAUAUACUGAAGAUAACGGAGCUUGGCGACCUCAAAAUUUCAUUGCUUGGAAAGGAACUGCUACCAGUGCCUAGUGGGAAAGAUUUGGGCGUAAUAUUGAACAACAACCUAACUUACCAUGAUCACAUUACUAAGACCGUUUCAUCAUUCUUUUCUCGACUGGCUCAAAUAAAUCGUGUUCAACAAGCAUUUAAUAACAAAAUUUUAAUUAAUAUAAUUUAUACAUAGUAUUUAGUAAACUAUUAUAUUGUUCGAACGUGUGGGCAAAUACUUCUAACAGAAAUAUGCGUAAGUUACAAUCUUGUCAAAUAUAUGCAUGCCGUAUUAUCAGCGGGGCUAAAAAUUAUGGCUAUAUGGCUCCUCUAUUAAAAGAAUUAAAUUGGCUCCCAGUAGAAAAAUCAAUCUAUCUUAGAAGUGCCACUAUGGCGUUUAAAUGUAUGACGGGCUCAGCACCGGAUUUUCUUACGUCUAAAUUUACUAAACGAUUUAAGAUCACUAGGCGAGUAGUGAAAUAGAAACUCACAAUCGCUGUAUAUUCCCAAAUUUAAAACGGCGAGUGGCCAGAGAAGCUUCUAUUGCAGAACAGUGAAGAUAUGGAAUUCACUGGACAAUGAAUUAAAACUAAGCAAAGAUGUUUUAAGCUUUAAACGAAAGCUCAAAAGUAAGCUACUUUGCUCGGCAUAGAACUUUAAGAACGAUUGUUCUUGUAUUUUAUGUAUGAUCGUAUAUAGUGAUUAAUUUUUAGCUCUUAGAUAAUUUUACCAAUCACUUUUUAUAUAUUUACUGUACUCCUUUUUGUUUGUAAUCAUAUAUAUAUUUUUUGUAAUCAUCUUUGAAAAGCCUUGUUUAAAUGAGAAAAAAAAGGAUGUAUGUAUAUGUAUAUGUAUAUACAUGAGAGACGAAAAACAUAUUGUUUUACUCUUCACUUGUGGUACUGUAUUUAUUGAGUUGUGAAGGGAGUGUCUUCUAAAAGAUGCUUGUGAUAGGUUGCAUGUACAUACAUAUAUAUAUACUCCUCAGUAUUACAUAUAAGCGACAUUUUUGCAAGGAGCAAAUUUGCGCAAAUCCACUUUUCGUCCAGUGCAAGUCAGGAAGUUUGGGUAGCUCUCAAGAACAUGGCUAGAGUUGCCGUCGCCUACACCUCGAGCAACUCCCGAUCAUACGCUACUCUCGAACUCUCCAAACUUCACGGGUGCAUCCUAACUCGAUAUGCGCCCGCCAAAGCUAGCAUCGGUCAAUUCUAAAUACCACGUACAGUUCAUGAUAUUAAUCUUUUUAUAAUAGAAGCCGAUAAUUAUUUAGCAACGCACUAGAUACUUUAUUACGUCACGAAGCAAAUGAUUGACAGCUUCUUGUAUUAAGUGUCGAAAAUAUAGUAAACAGCAAGAAAAAGGUUAAAUGUUUUUGUAGUAACUUUGGUGGUAAGAGACCACAAAUCGACUUCACAUACAAAAAUUGGUCAAUUUAUGACUUUCAUCUUCCAUGAAACUAGUGGACUGUCAAUGUUUGGAAGUGUAAAGAAGUAAUUUUGAAUUGUAUCAGCCCAAAACUACUCCGUCUUCAAUCAGUAAUUUCUUCAUCGUGAAAGGUAAGUGCUUUUGCUUAAUUUUAGUCGUUAUCUUUAGCCUUUCUCAUGACAAGUUCUUGCCUACAAGGCCGCCAUUAGCUGCCCGCACUUGACAAAUUCUUGGUACUUCGCUGUGGAGAUUUUGCUGUCUUAGCGAACAGAACGUAAAUGAUCUAAUAGACGCUAAUUGAUUUAAUUGAUCUAAUAGGGUGUUAAGUUAGUUCAAUAGGGGUCCAAGAGGGGGCUUUUAAUAGAUGGAAGGCGUUUAAAAGAGAGUGCCGUGUGUCAAUCUCAACUAAACAUAUGCUUUCAGCGAAAAUAGAAAGCUUGUUUACAAUAGCAGAAUAUCUAAUCCACCCAUUGAUAUGAUACAUCUAGGUCGUUCAGAGAUCUAUAUCGCUCACAGUCCAAUCUCAAUUGCGAUGUUAGGGUCAUUGUGCUGUCAUUGUUAGCAUAUCCUUACUUGAAACGUGACUUUAAAAGAGGUGCAAAGCUCAAACCCUUGUAAAUGAAGCAAGAAACUGAAUAAUUUGAAUGAUUAAAUAAUUGCGGUCAUGGGGGGCGUCUAUUAUUAAUACAAUUCUUAACAUGAUCUGACGGGAGGCGAUUAUUAGACAAGAAGUGUUUGAGAGCGGACGUCAGUUAGAUCAUUUAUGGUAACCCUUAGACUACCCAGCUCAUUGUAAAAGCCGUCACUUGGCGUAUUCGAGCAAAAAAUCUCAAGAGAUAUUCGUCAAGCUGUGCACGUUGUAGUUGUUAAAACUUUUUCUUUUGGCGGACGUGUUCCAAACAUUCCCCCAAGUUUUAGUAGUUUUAACCUCUGUGGGCUGUUCUAUGUUGUCAUUCCUUUUUUAAGUUAUAGUACUGUUACGCAGUGAAAUACUACUAACACCAACCACUCAAAUCUCCGACAUUUCUCGGCUUAUACUAUAAAUGGAGAUAUCCCGAGCUUGAGUGGCCAAUCAGAGCGCGCGAAAAACACUAUCCACUGUUUUAGUAUGUACAAAAAGGGAUGUUUAGUGUUGACAAGCAGAUGUUCUUCAAAUGACAGUUGUCAUCCGUCGAUUUCUAGGCAAUUAUAAGUUUGGCUAUUUCUUCUUCGAAAAACCGACCAAAACAACUGCGUUACCUCGCCUUCUGCUCAUCCCUUUUAAUUGUUGCUACUGCACAACUGACGCCAAUUAUUGUAUUGAUAUUGGCAAACUUUUUACCAUUUGGUCAAUAGUAGCUGAUUAUGAAGAAUCAACCGGGGGAUUUAAGCCAAUCAGAAACAGAGAAACGUUUUGAGUGCAUCAUAAAUUAAAAUCAUUAUCAGAUCCUAGUCGCAUAAAAUAAGACGGUUCCAAAUACAAUUUCCUCAAUAAUACUUCCACCUUGCGAUUGCUACUGAUUUUGUUUCUAUUUUUACUGUGUCGUCUUUAGAUGUUAAACAACAAAAGUGCGCCAAACUAUCUGACGAAUACAUCGACACCGACUACGCCUCUCGCUUCAGCUGUAGCUUAUUCCUUCCUGCUGCCAGUAGCGUUUGGUUUUAUUGCUGCCUUGGCUCUUAUUGGUAACGGGCUCUUUUGCAUUCUUAUACUGAAGAAUUAUCGGAUGCUCAGAUCUGCAUAUAACUUGCUGAUAUUCAGCCUGGCUGUGACAGACAUGAUAACAGGUAAACGUUUUUAGAAAUCAAAUCGGUCUUUUCCUUUUGUGACUGAGAAACUAUGGGACACUAAGAUCUCCAUACAUGAAUUACCAAUAGUUACACCUGGUGACGAGUGUGAAAGAGGUUUCCUACUUUGAUGAGACGGAAAUAAUACCGUAGUUGUAGCAUAAGACAUAAUUCCUAUGCAAACACAAAUUAGGAUCGAUUCGCAAAGCCUCGGGCCAAUUCUCCCUUAUCUUAUGCAUUUACUGCUCAUCUGGCUUCGUGUGCGGGUGUUCCGGGUGAGAAUAUAAAUUAUUACUAUCCAUCCUACGUGCGUGCAAAGUCGACAUAUAAACUUAAAGAAGGUCUAAGCAGCGUCCUUAACUUUUAAGGCUUGUAAAGGAUCUAUGAUGCUGUUAGUCACGUGCAAACCAAAGAAUUAUGCAGUCAGAUGUAUUCAAGAAACGAGAGGGAUAAUAAAGAGUGAAAUCAUUGCUCAAUGUCUUGUCAAACACAUAUUUCCACCUGCAGGGCAUAUACUUGUUGAUGUGUAUGCCAUCUCAAUUUUGUCUCAUUUUUAUUUUCAAGGGAUUUUUAUUGGUGUGACGCCAAACUACCUUUGCGGCCUCGGAUCCUACCGGGCUCCUGGUGGAUUACCUGGGGUAAUUUUCUGCAAAGUCAUUGGCUCCCAGUACUUCGUGUUUCUACUUGGUAAAGUUUCCUGUCUUACGGUCACGUGUCUUGCUCUGGAAAGAUGGUAUUCCGUGGUUAAGCCUGUCAAAUAUCGACUCAAGUUUAAAAGAGGAAGAGUUUACGGGUAUCUUGUAAUCAUAUGGAUAACCUGUCUCUUAUUGCAUUCACUUAUAUUGUUUCAAAUGACGCUUGAUGAAAAAAACCUCCGAUGUGUGUGGGUAACGUCCAAUUUUCCCAAACGACUAACACCAAUGACAAUCACCAUCGUGACAUUCUUUGUUCCAAAUGCAGUUACUUGGGUUACUUAUCUGCACCUUUCCUUUGCACUUAAGACAUCCCUAGCAAUUCAAUAUAAUGGACGUUUCGCUCGAGCAAGGCUUAGACUUCUUCAUAUGUGCGUUAUAGUUGCACUGUUAUUCACAGUAUGCUGGUUUCCAAAUCAGCUUUACUAUGUCCUGUCUUCUUAUGGCCUUGUUAGAUUAGAGUCGCCUUCUCAUCGCUUCACCGUCGUCCUUGCUAUGUUUAACUCGUGCAUCAAUCCUGUCAUUUAUUGCUCCACACACCGGGAUUAUAGAAAAAGGUUUCUUUCUUUGUUCCGUUGUGUCUUUAAUUCUUGGCUCUGCAAGAAACGAAGGGAGAUAAGUCUACCCAAAGAACACAGACUGCGAUCAAUGAGUGGGGAAUCUGAAGCGGAGAAAUUUGGCGGUGGUGUGGUGUUGACCAGUUUUCGCAAUUUGAUCAACCAAGGGUACGAGGUCGACAACUGUUCGCAACAGGAAACCAGUGGUGUUUGAAUUUAUCGCAAAAAUCUGGCAAUUUGCGUUCCGCUUAAGAACGAGGCACUUGGAAAACUUGUCAGUCAUCCCGUUUUUACCCUGGAUCUUAACUAGGAUCGCAGAAGCUACCCUAUUUUAUUAUACUGAUUAACCUUGUCAUACGUUGGCGUGUAUAUGGAAAGAAAUGAGAUAGAAGUGUACACUGAGUGACAGGAAGCGCAAUAGGAAUAGCCCUAAUUACAUCACUAGAGUCCCUGCAAGCUAAUGAAUACUUAUUAGGGAGCUUAAGCAGCGACGUUUUUGAGCGACGCACGUAAACCGGAAGUGAGGUAUUUUCCCUCUUAACAUGCCUUGAUGAUAUAAAAUUUGUAUUCCUUAGCUUCUUUACUUUUAUAGAGGCGAUUUGACUGAAAAUUUGCGCGAAACCACCGUCAAAAAAUGAAAAAAGGCCACAUCCGGUUGACGUGCGUCGCUCAAAAACGUUGUUGCUUAAGCUCCCUAAUAAGCAGCCGUCAAAACACCUUGCGAAAAAAUACGCAACUAAAACAUGUGAAAGUAUGUAUGGCAAAAAGAUGACGUAAUGCUCGGUAUCUUGUAACAUUUUGAAAGAGGCUAUAAAAGAUGUCAUGGAACUCUGCAUCAAAAACACGAUAGUGUUAUGUUGCUUUGUAUCGUCACACAAAAAUUUAACCAUUAGUAAGUAGAGCUCUUUAGCUUGUUUGUUUUAAUUUCCCAAAGAAAGUCUCAGGCCUAUUGGCCGUUUGUCUCUCCAUAAAUUGUGCGUACAUAUAUUGUUUUUCCCCUGUUCCCCCUGUUCUCUUGUUCCCCUGUUUCCCUGUUCCCUUUGUUCCCCUGUGUCCUCUGUUCCCUUUUUUUUGCUGUUCUCUCUGUUACCCAUUGUUCUCCUGUUCUCUUCGGGUACGAGAAGGUCAACAUGUUUGCCACGCACGUAGUUAUACAAAAACGGUAACCAUGAUUUCCCAGAAAAGAUAAUGACAUUAACCUUUUACCUUGUAGCCUACCCGUUUCUUCGGGGUAAGAGGCAAUUUACCCGUAAAACAACAACUCUGCACACGCAUCACGCUUUUUUGUACAUUUUGCUGCUGUCACUGCACGAUUACGACGUGAAAAUGCUUAAUUUUUCGUAUUGUGGAGGACGUGAACUCAAAACAAAGACUUUGUUUUUCUUUUCCCGAACUUCGUUACACUAUUUUAGAAUUCAACUCCAAAAAACAAUACUAGCUGGCAUGGAACGGUUCUAAAGUUGUUGUUUGAAAAUUAUGUCGAGUAGUCGAUCUAGGAAAGGUGUCAAGCUUCUUCUCCGAAUAUGAUUGGCUAAACUUUCUUAUGAAUUAACUAUACGAUGAGAAAAACACGACCUUAGGAGUCUAAUUACAACUGAAGCGUGGCUAACAACUUCUUACGGGUCAUUUACAGCUUGAAGAAUCAAUACAGUUAUGAUGUGACCAGGAAUAAUCUUAAGUAUUGUUAUUUAAAUAUAUACUUUUCACUUUUAAGCGAUACCAUCUACAGUGACAAUUCUGUUGAAUUUACGAAAAACAAGCCAGAAUUUAUUCAAAACUACGGCAGAACUGAACUAUUUCCUGGUAAUUUCUAACAAAAGACCAGUCAAGGUCGAGAUUUUAAACCAUGCCGUAUUCGUAAAUACGACAAAGCUAUGUUACCUGCUAAAAACCCGUAGACACCUGUCUUCACACUUAAUUCAUUAAAGGAGAAGGUAUCAGAUAAGUUAAAAUGUCUGGGUUAAAACUAAAAUUUCCAGUGCUUGCAUUUUUAUUGCUUAACAACAACAACAAAAAAAACAAACAAAACCCUGAGGGCGAAUUCAUUCAAAUCUAUUCUUUUGUUCGCCACAGAUUUAACUCAACACUGGUGAGUAAAGGAGUUUCGAAAGUAAUGCGCAGCUGCACUUUAUGCUAUCAGAAACGCUAUUAUUUGAACACCGUCUUUUUGAAAUUGCAUUUUAUUAAUUAAAAUCUUUAAUCUUAAGAGACAGGUCAAGGCAUUUUAUAGUUUCGACUAUAUUCUCCAAACUGGCCGUGGACGGUACUAUAUAUUAAUUAUAUCAAUCUGUAACGGAAACAAGAGGACCCUUAAAAAGAACUUAGAUAGGGAAUUAAGGCUUUGAAACAAAGUUUACAUGUAAAGGUCUUAUGGGUAGUUGCGAGAACCAUAAUAGGACUUGGUAGUGGCUUAGCAAUUAGCCCCUCCGCAACUCAAAAAUUAGGUGAUAAAUUAAAAUGUUGGCAAUGCUUUUAUGAAAUAGAUGAAAAACAAUUUUAGGCACUUGGCAUCUGGCUUUAGGAUUACGUUUAACUACUAAGUUAAUAGGUCAGCGAGUGAUUGUUACUAUACAAAAACGGAAAUCAAUUUUUGAGAAACUAGAAAAUUUAAAUAUAUCAUUUCCAUUUAAGAAUCCAACUUCGACCAACAUAUUACUACGGCUGAAUGUCAUGAGUCAUGAGUACUGGAGGAUUUACGUCCUAGAGAUCGAUAAAGAAACUGUGUUGUUGCGUCGCGAUCGAAAGCAGUGUGAAAUACAAAGAUUGAGUUUUAUCAACUUUAGUAGGCAAGGUAGGUUUACCACCGAAGGGGGAUUGAGUGGAGCAGACGGUUCGAUUAGCCCUUUGUCAAAGCGUAAGCACCACGUAAGCACUGCAAACAAAGCCAUUCAAGAGACUAAAGAGAACCCCUCCAGUCCGUCUCUAGAGACCUUUAGAUUCGAGGACGAGAACGACUACGAGUACGAGAUUUGACUUGAAGUUUUUUCGCGUAUUCUCAAAAUAUAGACUUCCCGAAAAGCUUCAUUUUACCGUUUUUCACUAGAAAAGUUAGCACUGUUACCUUUAGUGAAGGAGGUUACGCGCUUUCCCCAUCGCAAAAUGAUAAAACUUCUAAUUAUAACAUUUGAUAACUUGUUUUCGCCACACGACAUUCGCGCUAAAACUCGUAGUAGAAUGACGACGGCUACCGCGUUUUCCCGCCAAAAUGAAGCUGGUUCACGCGCGUGCACUACUUAAUGUUGAGAAAAUCUCGUACUCGAAGUUGUACUCGUCUUAGAAUCUAAGGGUCUCUUCUGUCUUACCGAAUAAGACCUAGCAAAAAAUUUUUCUUCAACAGGCGAGCUUUAGUUAGAGAGAGUAGAAGCUAUUCUCGGAUUCGGUUUCUUAUUUGGCUUAAGUUAACAAGUCUUCACUGGCCCUAGUGUCCCAAAAUCCGAAUAGAGGUUUUGGUCCGCAUCCGUAACUUACAUUUCCAAUUUUCUACAAGGAAUAAUAUUAAAGGCCACAGGCUGUCUGCCACAACACGAGCCAUCAUUGUUAGACCAUCUAAAGAGGGACAUGCACGAUUGCUUCUGAGGAAGUCGAGAAUUACUUAAGUAUUUUUUGUGGCGAAAAAACUGGAAAACGUUUGAUGAAAAGAUGUCUUAACGUUUUAGCUGAUUUUAGUUCUUUUCUUUUCUUUAUUUUUCGCUUUUAGCCUCUCGUUGUCCAUGUUUUGUUAUUAUUUUUUUCUACAGAUCAAAUAUCUAAAAUAAAUAAUAUCUGCCUCGCAUUUGUCAAUUCAUGCUCACUACAUAAUCUGCCAAAUGCUACAAAUGAAUAAAUAAUCCUUUGCCAACUUUCCACGGUUGCAGCCAAUGGUUGAAUUGCGGAGGAACCAGCCGAAUGUGUGACCAGACGUGGGCAUGUAAAGGCGCGCUAUAUAAAUACAGUUGCUUCAGUCGAUGUCUGCGUCUCACCUCGCCCGCCUAAACCAAUGACGUCACAAACCAUUGCUAUUUCUAGCACGUGUUCAAAUACACUAACAACUAAGUCCCAUCAAACUAAAAUCUGGCCUAAUAACAAUGAAGCUAGCAGUUAAUUUAUGUCUUUGAAAUGAGAUGUUUUCGUCAUAUCUGAAAAAUACCGUGUAAGACGGCUUCUGGCCCAUUCACACUACGAUUUAUUAACGGGACUGUACUCUAACACAAACUUAAAGCAAGGGGUACACAUACAUCAACCCACGGCCUGACCAGUACCUCACGCAUGCGCACAGCCAUAUCACCCGGUCAGUGGCAGCCAUGGACAGUUGUUUCACCCUUAUUGGGGCUCAUCAGCAUGGCAUAGCCGUCGGGUCUAUGAACGGGCUAACCAGUGUCUCAAAGACCCAUUACUCUCGAGGCGAGUGAAAAGUACUCCUUUAAGCGCAAGGUCCAUGAGCACAUUUCGUUUAUAUUUUUGAGCGCUUUUCGGGACAUUUUUUCUUAAAGUUUUCUUAGAAUAAGAUUGUAAUGGGAAAAAAGAUCCUUGAGCCGUGUUUGGAUGUAAUAAUGAUCGCCUUUUUCCCGAGAAAUAUACAGUGAAAGACCAUUUUUCUAAUACUAAACUAGAAAAAGGCGAUCAUUAUUACAUCCAAACACGGCACAAGGAUCUUUUUUCCCAUUACAAUCUUAUUCUAAGAAAACUUUAAGAAAAAAUGUCCCGAAAAGCGCUCAAAAAUACAAACGAAAUGUGCUCAUGCCCCCUGGGCAUCCUAUAAUACUCCUUAAAUCGAAUUAAUUCAAUAUGGCCGCCGUAUCGGUAAAAAGGUCUAUUGCCUAACGAUGAAGUUUUUCUUUCAUUAAGAUCUUGGUAAAUCUGCAGUGCAACGUUCUAAUUGAAGAAGGAAACCAACAUUUUAAAGUGAAAAAAACCUUAUGAAGAAAUAGAAACACUCCUCCCUGCUACAAAAGACUUAAUAUACCUUUUGUGUUAAUAUGAGCUAUACUGCAUUAAUUUUCGAGUGACAGGUGCUAAAAAGAGUUAUAGUUUUUGCAUCAAAUCUUCCAUCAGAACUGAUUAUGCUCUCUUCGUUUCUUAUGUUUAUUUUUGCUUUUAAUUCAGUUUUUAGCCAUCUAAAUGUUAAUAGCAACGACGGAACUUAUAAUUGAAAAAUACCAAAAGGCCACCGACUUUAAAACUGUGAUUAGGGCUGGAUCUUCUGGUUUAAUUUUGGAAUUGUUUUUAAUCAUGAAAUAUUCUUCAUAAAAAAAAAUACUACCAAAGGGGCCGCUAAAACUAUGAAUCGGUAUUAUUGAGGCUCUAAAAUAAAUUGAAAUUUCCUCGCAAUUGACAGGACCAAUUUUUCUUUCCUUUUCUAAUCUUGGGGACGCUUCCUAAGAAUUUUAGCUCGGGGGUUAAAACAAAAAGACUCUUUUGCUGCCUGUCGUCCUUCCUGGCUGCUUAAACUUCGUUGAAUGAGCGACGGCUAGAAAUUAAAGAGCCGUGAUCUUCGAAACAUCAAAAAAAGGAUAACUCCCUGGAUAAUUUCAAUUAGGCAAAUUUUGUUGUUGCCUUUUUCCCCACAUAAUUCAAACUCGCUCACGUUUGCAAUUGUCAGUUAUGGGGUAAAAACUCUUGGGUUUGCACAUCCAUGGUGAGCUUAAUAUCCUCAAUUGUUGGUGGUGUACCAUAAAGUUAUUUACUUGCAGAGUGGAUCUUUUGCUCAUGAUAACUUUCAUGUAUUUAUAAUUAUUUUUUUAACAAUGUCGUUGGCAUUUUAAUCUUAACUGCUUGAGCUCUCUCAUGAACUGUAGACUUUCUUUUUAUCGAGAACCAAAAGGAAAUUGGACUUUUUCGAUGGACUGAAAACUACUUUAUCAAUUUGCAAUGUAAUGAAAGUGAUAAAAAAGCAAACAAUUUUGUACUUGUUAGCAAAGUUGCGAUAGAAUAUAUUUAAACAGUGAAUGGUGUGUGCCAUUCAAACAUCAAAGAGACGUGGCCGUCUGUAAUGCUCAACACCUGCAACGAUUUUAUCAAAAUCUCCAUAACGCGACGACAUUAGCGCCCAGAGGCAACAAACGAUUGCAGUCUGGUUUAAUUGACUACUCUAUUAAGUAACAGUACACUCUCUCCUUGUAGCCACUUGGGCUUUUAAACGACAGGCUGUAGUUACGAUCAGCAUUGUAAAAAUCUGUUUGAACUGUACCUUCGAAAAGCUUUCGUAUAAGCGACCACUCCCGAGAGCGACUGCGACUGCGACCACUUUUGUGAAUUACCGUCCGGUCUUUUCCUUUUUAAUUAUUUAACGUAAGCAACCACUCAGUAACAAUUACAUAGUAGGAACAGCAUUUACUUUCGGAAUCAAUUUUAGUGUUAAAUUUGGCCGUAAGCAUAAGCGCUAAUGGUUCGUUGAUUUGUACGUGAAAGACUAAGUAAUGAAAACUUUAUUCAAGAUUAUUAAGUACAAUGUCAUCUCCAAGCUUUCUGCUAAAAGGUCUCAUAAGUGGCCGGCCAAUGGAGGUCUAUUAUAUGGUCGAAAGACCGCUUUCGUAAAGGAACAGCUCCAGUUACGAACACUUCUAAGAAUUCCAGAGGUCUCAGCACGAACAUUGAUUUUAUUUGUAAUAAGUGUUACGCCAGUGAAACUACAAUGUAAAGCAAAUAUUGGUGAAGAUUUGGAAUGAAGUAAAUCACAUUUUUUGUUGUGUUUCGCAACUUUUCAGCUUUAACAAGGUGCUUGAUCAAGUUGCCAUUUAAGACAUUAGUAGCGAGAAGCAACUUAAUAAAUCAUCUACCAUAUAUACAUCAUUUGAUUAAAAUGCAAAUUAAUAAAGUCUGGAGGACUUAAUGUUACGCCGUUCUCUUCGAAACAGGUGAAUGCAAGUCAGACAAAACUGCUAUAUGCGUGGACACUACUAGGCCACAAACACGGGAAUAUCGAGAUAAAAACCGAUUAAAACUCUUCGAGCGACUCUAAGAGAAAGUACCUAUGGAAAAGCCACUGGUCCUUCAAAUUCUGUUUGGUGUGAUUUCAUUGCUGUCCUUCGGCGGGAAUGGUUUGUUCUGUUUUGUAAUAACGCGUCAUCACCGUGUUCUCCUCAGAUCACCAUAUCAUAUUCUCAUUUUCAGCUUGGCCAUAACUGACAUGUUAACUGGUAAGUUAACUGUGUUACUAUAUAAAUCACGUUUGAAAUGUCAAUUUGAUUUCAUUUGGAAAAUGGCUUAAAGGGACACAGUCAGCUGAUGACAUGGGCAUCAGAUACCAUUUCUCGGCUGAUUUGUGUGUCAUAAGUCGCGCGCGUGAAACAGAAGGUAAGAAGCGCAUCGGGGAUACUCUAAGUUCCUCUAAACAAACCUUGUGAAGUUGAACUAAUUAAGCUUAAUUACCAGCCAAAAUCAUGAUUAUAGACCCCAAACUAUAUCAUAGCACGCAUCUUUUCUAUAUACCCUCGCGAAUUUACCACUGUUCACCGAUGGAUUUGUCCAGGGAAAGCAAAACAUUGACGAAUACUUCCGAAUUCAAAGAAUCAGUAGAGAUGAGAAAUGCGAGUGACACGAAGUCUGAAUCAUUGCCAAAGGUAGAGAAAGCUCGAUUUUCCAAAUCAAUAUGUAACGCUUCUACAUCGAUUGUCCAAGUGCAUAUGAAAAUUAUUUGAUCUCAUGCUCUGUUAUUGAUUCAUUUCUCUUGUUAUUAUCUAAUGGUAAACGAAGGCGAUUUUUCCCGCAAGGCGCCUAAUCACUUUUCUCACAUCUUCUUUUCAUGUUCCUUUGGAUGCUGUUUUUAACCAAAUAUGAUAAAAUUAUGUAAUGCGAUGAGUAAAAAUUUGCUCAAAAAGAGGUUUACAGUUAAAGAUCGAGGAUCGAAUAAAACACUAGGCAAGAUUGAAGCGGAUUUCUAGAUGUAUCCGACGAGUGCAUUUGUAUGGUGUUCAUAUGAACGCCAUACAUUUGAUUUCGGGUUGAUGUAAACGCUUUUCAAAUUGGCCAAAGUAGUGUCCAGGUCAGCGCGGUCCCAUAGUUGACUGUGUCCUUGUGUUACCGACCUGCUAGCAAACGAAAUGCCAAUGAGAUUUUGUAGCCCCAUAGAGUACCGCAUUUUAUAUAUAAAGUAUUACAGUGAAAUUAUAUUGCGGUCAAGUUGAAAACAUGGUAGUUUCUCUUGAUACGAACUCCAAUAAAGAGUGGAAAAGCUCAAAACGAAUCCCGAAAGCUAAGAAAUUUAACUCCUCAUAGUAUUUUUUAAAACGUAAUAUUGCUUAAGACUAACUUACACGCUGGGUCGAGGUCCAAGAAAGGAACGAAUCUAAUUUAACAAAGGAAAACAAGUGGGAUGCGGGAAAAUCGACAAAACGAAAUAAGGUUUUUCAUGUCAUACUGAAGAACGCUCGUUAUGCAGAAAGAAAACGAACAAAAAAAUGAAAGUGUUAUUAGAAGAAACCGUUGAGAGCCAUUAAUCGGGUAAAUGUCAACUGAGUUUAUCAAAAUACGCGUUGAAAAAAAAGGGGAAAGCCAGACAUUUUGUUGGUGCUCCCUUAAAAGCAACAAAUACUGAAGAAACCACUAAAGAAUCGAAGAGGGAGCACUCUCGAAACGUCUGGUUUUCCUCCUUUUUCAACGCGUGUUUUGAAAAACUUUAACAUUGCCAAAAAUUAGCUCGCUUCAGGCUCCGACCUACACGACUUAAUCUACGAUCAUUUUUCAGUAAAGUUGGUAUUAAUUGAAUGUAUACAAUUUAGCUACAUUAUUUCUUUUUUAUGUUUCCAGGUGCUUUUAUCGUCGGAACGCCAGGUUACAUUGUCAAUCUAGAUUCCUUUCCAGCCCCUCAAGGUCUAGGCGGAGAACUGUUCUGUCGUUUGAUCAGUACUCAGUACUUUGUGUUUGUCUUUGGAAAAGUGUCCGUGCUGACAAUAGUGGCGCUAGCACUAGAGAGGUGGUACUCGGUGGUAAAACCCAUCUCCUAUAAACUGAAGUUUAUGAGGAAGCGUAUUUACAUCUACAUACUCGUUAUCUGGCUUUUGAGUGCCAUAACAAACGGCUCUAAGCCGCUCAAGGCUCAGUUAGACGAAACGUCUCAGCAUUGUACAUGGAGCAGUAUCUCCUACCCGAAGGAGAUCUUCAUACCAUGUUACACAACAUUAACAUUUUUCAUUCCCAUCACCAUAAUUUGGAUUUCAUUUCUACAUGUCUCCAGGAUACUGAAAACAUCGCUAGCAGAACGCGAAAGUGAAAGAUUUCGCCGCACUCGCAAAAAGUUAACGCAGAUGUGUGCGUUAGUAGCUGGUUUACUGACAACAUGCUGGCUGCCGAACCAAAUCUUCUACACACUUUCUGCAUUCGAUAUCACCACAGCAGAAACCGCUUUGCAUCACUUCACCAUAGUUCUUGCUAUGUUUAACUCCUGCGUUAAUCCCUUGGUAUGCUGCUUAACUAACAGAGAUUACAAGAGGGCUGUGAAGCGAACUCUUUGCUGUUGCCGCUUUAAGUUACUUUCACGACACAACACAAUUUCUGUCAAUUACGUUAUGAAUGACUUAAAACACGCUGAAGGCGUGGUUUGUGGACUGAAUUUUCGUUAUUUAAAUUCUAGUUUUACGUGCGCAAGUGAAGACAACUCAGUGGUAGCUGAGGAACGAUUAUAGACAUUCGAUCCCCUCAAGGCUACAAGGAUUUUCUUAAUAUUCUUCUUAAUUUAAAAUCAAUUUUCCUUAUUAGAAUACAUUUUUUGCCGGUCAAUCUUUUAUGAAUUUAAUUCUCUUCUCAUGGGGGUUUAUUCAUGAUGAAUACCUUAUCAAGGUGGGGCGUUUAUCGAAGGCGGCGCUUGUUAGGAGCGCACUUACAUAAAAUUUUCUCAUUCGUAAAUAACAAGGUACUGCACAUGUUCCCAAUCUUUCUUUGUUUUGUUGAAAAACGAUAGAAACAGCGAAAGACACUUGAUAAAAGAUAGUUUGUAGGUUCUAUUUUCCCCUCUAGUCGGUCGUACUGCAGCAUCAACAGAAUAGUUAACGUCAUUAUGCGCUGUAUUGUUGCUCGAAGGGUGUGAGGUAAAUUUAGCACGCUACUUAUGCGUAAUUUGUGAUCUUCUGCAUGUUUUACGGGAACUACUGUAGAAAACUGAAUGCGUUUAAGGAUCUUUAAGUCCAUAAUGGUUUCAGUUUAGAUUUAAUGAACUACCCCAAGACCACAGGUAAAAGUUCAAGUUUUAUAAAGAUAUUCAUUUUUUCCCAGCUCGACUCAAGUUGUCAUCAGUUAAAGAUACUUUUGCUAGUGGUUAACAGCACUGAUCCGUAAAUGCCCAAGCAUCAAUCACAUUGGGAAUGUGUCUACUUGCGGUCAAGAGAUGAUCAUGAUUCUUUUUUAGUAGAAAUGACAUAGCCUGCGUAGCAACCGUUUCCGUUUGGUUUCGGAGCAAAGAAAGACCGAGGAACGGGAUUCACCGUUUUGGCCGCGCGAGAAAUGAAACAAGAGCCAAAAAAUGAAAGUGGGGGGAGGGGGAGGGGAGGGAAGGAUUCCUUCCUUUCUUCCCCACCCCCUCCCCGCUCUUUUAGUUGAGCCAUUUUUCGCGCGGUCUUUGACUCUCGUUCCUCGUUCUUUGCUCCUUAACCGCACAGAAACGCCUGCUACGCAGGCUAGAAAUGACACUGAGUGUAAGCGUCCGACGUGACGUCAGCGUAUACAACAUUAUCCUCUUUGGAGACCGUUUACGAUGACCGAUGAUGUCUUUUGCGUGUGAACGGAAAUCCUCAUACUUGAGACUAAGAAACGUAAUACCUGUUUGCGGAGACGUUUAACAUACGAACGCUACUCUUUGUACAUUUACCAUUUGAAACGUUACUAUUCCUGAAGAAGAUUACUUCCGCUAGUUGGACUGAAUUGAGUUAGUUUCCCACCUUGUCAAGGUUAUAAAAUGUGACCAAAGUUUCAUUUUUUUCCUGUGUUGCCGAGUAACGGUGUACUGACAUACAAUCAUGUUUCCAGGGCUUUUUAUACCAUUCUUUGUUCCUUAGAACAUUACCUGUCUCAAAAUAUAAUCAAAGACUUCUUAAUAAGCAACACAGCCAGUUAGCGAAGUCUUCAAAGAAUUAAAAAGUUAACAACCAAGUUAAGAACCACAAUACUGAAUUUUUGUGGCGUGAUUUCCGUGAGCGGAUACUCCCUUGGGUGUCUAACCUAUCACGCACUUCAUGAGACAUUACGUCAUUUCCGUUUCUUCUUGUGGAGUUGAAUGACCGGUAGCCUUGUCCUGUUUCACUGCACGCCACGUCCCAUCACGAACUGCAAAACAGGAACAGGUAAUCAACGGACGCAAGUAAAAGAAGGGAUAAGAUUGGGGCACCAGUAACAGGUAACUAACUGUACACUAUAUAUACAUUCACUGUUUCGUAUUGUAAUUGUUGUCUGAAGACAUUCGUUAGUAUAUAUUGAUUCCCAUCUUAUUGGCCAUUGUCUUCUUGUAAGUCGAUGUUAGGCAAUUGAUAGCAUUUAAAUACAUUGCGACAGAACAGAAUUUUAAUGAUUAAAAUGAUUUUGCUUUUGAUAAAGUAACAAAGCCGUUAAAUAAAUCGAAUGUGUAAUGAUUUAAGAUAAUCGAAAAGAAAAUCGUUUAACUUUUUGUCUGUUUCAAUCUUUAUUCUAAGCUGUCGUAAAUUUCGCGAGCGGACCAUUUUAAUCAGCCUUAUACAAACAUACACUUCCGUUGACAAAUGAAUGCAUUAUGUAGUUUAUAGCGGUGUGGUUUCUUCCUUUUACGUUGUUAUAUCUUCAAUUGAUGUAAUCAAGAAAAACCAGCGAGAGUUUGAAGGCGGUCGAUAUACAUGUAUUACAGUCGAACCGCGAUGUAGCCGAGGCCUAAAGGACUGGCAAAAUCUGUUCGUUAUAGAGAGGUUUAUUUCCACAUAUUUUACUGUUACUGGGGCAAAUAAUAUUGUUCUUUAUGGAGGACUUCGUUAUGUUGGGGUUCGUUAUAUCGACAUUCCGUUGUUUGACCCUAUCACCCUGAAGUAAGGAAUAGCAAAUGGGCCCUUGGCAAGGGGAUUCAGUGCCAUUACUUUUUUGUGGAGAGCCUCUACAGGGUUUACAUCAGUCACAUGAUUUAAUAAAUCCAAAAUGAUAACGAGCAACUGAUUCAUUAGCCUGUGUACAACCGCCCAUUCCCUCUCAAACAAAAUCUCUCUCCCUGAUUUUGCUUGAGGGGAGGGGGUACAUAGGCUAUGGAUUCAUUUAGUUCGGCACAAAUAGAGAUAUUUUGACGUCUACAUCUCAAGAUGUGAAGCCGGGUCAAGAUCAGGCAGCCUCAAACGGUAAAUUAGAGAAGCAACUUCCGUGAACUCUUCAGGACAUUUUUUUCCAUUUUUAGUCAUUUGUGCAGACCUCUUUGCGCACGUCUGCGUCGGAGAUUUUCUCGUCGGAGAAUUGAGGGUGUUUCUCAACGAAAAAAGUUGUCAAAUUGUUGUCACUUGUGUUUUUUCCUCAGAACUUUAUAGUGCAUAUAUUCAUUCCCAUUUGCGUGUUCCUUUCAGUUAUCUCCUGAAGGUUAAUAAUCUCCGGAAAUAAUAAAAAAAAUUAUCAAAUCCUCAUUCAUUAUCCAUAAUCUCAUCAUUUGAGGGUAUUGAAAAUUGGGUAUAAGUAUUGAAAUCGUUUAAAAGUAUGGUGCCGAAAGCGGUGCCAGCCAAGAGCUCAAUAAUAGUCUUAAAGACCCACCACCUCGUUACUGUCAGACUGAAUUAAUCACUGUUUCCUAUGUCACGAAACUGCGCACGCUCGUCAGCGAACGACUUUUAAGUUAAAACUUGACUGAAGGUUGGCCAACUUUUUCAGCUUCGCGGGGCUAUCUCUGUAGCUAUUUCAUCACCGAGAAUCUUGGCCAUCUGAGAGUAUUUUUUGCUGUGGACGACGCAGUAAGAGAACUGCUAAAUGUUCUCUUUUUCUAUCAAUUACGAUCUCUCGUUCUUUCUUCAGUUUCUUAAAAUCAGCGUGGCUGUUUGUUAUUUAUUUAUUUCCUUAUUGUAAUAAAAUUCUCUAAUGUUGUGAUUUCCUAUCAGAAGCUCUGAUUUCAACAUUUCAUUAUAAAGUGUUAUGCUUAAGUAUACUCUUUUUAUUUUAUAAGAAUAUAUUUUAUAAGAAUAUCGAGGCUGAAAUUUGAGAAAAUUUAAGAAUAUUUCAAGAAUAAACUCCAGGCUGAAAUUUUGAAAAGUUUAUUGUUUUCGCCUGUUUUGUAUGUUGAAAAUCUGUAAAUACAAUACAAAUGUACCUUUUUAACUGAUUCCUUUCUCUUAACGACAAAACUAGCCAAAACAAAAUGAAAAAACCUGCAUUAACCUUAAUUGAUACUCUGAUGUAUUCUGGAACGAAAAUGUCAUAAGCUAUAAUUUAAGAAUAAUAACAAGAAUAUUUUCAGCCUAUAAGAUCGACAGAAAAAUAAGAAUAUUCAGCCUGGACCGGCAAAACAACAUUCUUAUAAAAAGAGAGUAUUUGGUCAUCAUGUGUGCUGUAAUAGGACAUUUGUACCUAAACGAGUUCAUUUUUUCUUCACGUCUUGCAAAAAACUGCAGGAACGUCUCGCGGCCUCCUGAUAGAACCAGUGGCGGAUCCAGGGGAGAGGCUCGGGGGGCCCGCCCCCCCUUAUUUUUAAACCAAACUGGGCCGAAAAAAUAUUUUUUGGAGACCGGAGUCCCCCUUAUCUCAGGGUCUGGUUGACCGUCCCCCCUUCCCCCCUUAUCUGAAGGUCCGGAUCCGCCAUUGAGGACUAACACUUAAAUUUUCACAAAAUGAUAGUUGAUGAAAGAUCUUCGUUUCGUUCAGUUCGUAGCCUGCAUAACAGGCGCUUUAUGAGCCAAGCGAGCCGAAUGCAGCAGUUCGUGAUUGAAAAAAUCAGGCUCCUGCUACGCGAUCAGAUGCACUAGUCCGAUUUUGUUGGGCUCGUAUGUUGCCUCCACUCAGCCCGAUCCUAUUACCAUUAUCCAUUGUAGGAUCUCGUGCUUCUGCUUUUCUGCUGUAGUCCUUGGCAAGAAAACCGUUAAUCCAGAUGUUAAUUCAUUCUAAUCUUUUUAUGGGUGUAAUUUGUUUUCUAGCGGGCUCCCUCACAGACAAUACAUUGAUAAUUAACAGCCUGAUAAUGCACGCACCGUAAUUUUUAGGGAGUUAUUAUAACUCCAAAGUUGGAGUAAAAAUAUUAGGUACAGGAUAACCCCCUUUGGGGGUUACUUUAACUCCUAAUUUAACUCCGAAUUUGAGGUCAUUUUACUUCGGAAAAAGAGUUCUUUUUACUCCCAGUCUGGAGUUAAAAUAACUCCGAAAUGGGGUUAUUUUUACUCCUUACAUGGGUUGUUUUUACUCUUUUUGGAGUUAAUUUAACUCUGAAAGUGGAGUAAAAAUUUUAGGUACAGGAACUCCUUUUUUGGGGUUAUUUUAACUCCUCAAUAUCUGGGAUCACUUUUACUCCUGAAAAAGAGUUCUUUAAACUCCUUUCACGGGAGUUGAAAUAACUCCCCAAAAAAUAACUCCACUGUAAGGAGUUAAAUUAGCCCCACUAGAGGAGUUAUUAUAACUCCUUGAAAAUUACUGUGCGGUGAGUCCGGUCUUCAGGCUUUUAACCCGAAGUUCGAUAAGGCAAGGCGAGGCCUUUGCACUGUUUUCGACAUGAAACGUUUGUGUCCACAAUAAGAUAGACCGUUCUCUCUACGGGCACGGGUAGAUCAUGUUUGUCACCUAGGCAACCAAGAUUUCCUAUAUGUCUAGUAACGACACCAACAGCGUUCUGGCCUCCUGUAGUUGUUACACUGGGGUAAGACGAGGAAAUCUAUCCCAACUACAAUUAUGAGCAAUUAAUGGAAACAGUGUAUUUUUUUAAGGUCUUUAAUACUGUAAAUUCCAGUAGCCGAAAGGAGAAUGGCGCAAUGUCUGGGUUGCGGGCAAAGUCUUCGGGGUGGUGAGGAUGGGCUUAAAACUUCUCACCCCUCCCCUCACAUGAGUGGCUGGCUUGCCAAUCAUUAGAUAAAACUCUCUUUGAAAGCUUGUUGAUUUAUCUGGUAGAUAGCGUUAAUUUAUUCACAUGUGUAAGCAACUGGCGCCAGGUGUAUAAGCGGGUAAAAUGGCGAAAACGAUGAUAAACCAUAGCAUCUCUUCUUCUCUAUGUUCGGGACAGCUUUAGUUCCCAGAUAUCAUGAGAUAUAAACAACAGGUUAAUCUGCCAGUAGACUGUGAGUCUGCAGCCACCCGCAGUUAAAACCUCUUCAGCUUCUUUAAGGUUAGAAGGCUCUAGAAAACGUAACCCUUUUGCUCCUCGAGUCACUUAUAAAAAUUUAAAACUUUUGCUCUUCGACUAACGUUUGGGUCUAUGAGCAAAAUUUGAUGAUAUGAUGCAGCUUAAAAAGUGAAGUUUGUCUGAGCUGAACUUCCCUGUGAUACUGUUUAUGCCGGAGAAGGGUGCUCUAACGUUUACGUUCGAUUCGUAAAAAAAUGCCGGCCAUUUUAUGGAAGCUACUGAGGUGAGGUGCUAAGUUUGGUUCUGUUUAUGCGUCACAAGGUAGACCUAACUCUAUUCCGUAGACGAAAAUCUAAUUUGUGACCAUGAAAGUUCUCUAGUACAACAGUACUCAUUCAGCGUGUUUUUCAGUCUGUUGGCAAAAUGAAUCGAAAACUACAUUUUUCUUGAUUUUCAAUCAGGGUGCUCGGGUGAGUGAAAGAAUUAUGAUGGGAUUGCAUGAACAUAGUGAGAAAAGGAGUUCAAUUGUUAGUUUAUCACCACAUUAUUACAUUUGUAAGUCUGGAGAGAUAGACAAAACAAACUGAACCACCGCUCAUAAUUCUCAUGUUAUUUGCAUAAAAUGGUUGUAUUUAUAUAGCACGACUAAAUAAUGAUUUAUUAAACAAAAACAAUAAUAUUUUAAAAAUUUACACGCUUCGAUGCGAUCCUGAACCUUGCAACAAUUUUGAAUUCUAUUGGAACAAUAACCUCACUUGAAUCAUUAUUUCAGCUCAAGCACUUGAUGGUCCAUUAACGUUAUAUUUUUGUCUUCAGAAAUUAAAGUAAAUUGGUAACUUUGUUUAAAUAGUUUCUAUUUCAAAAUAUGAUUUGGCAUGUCCACUUAGUCGCUUAAGGGCAAUCAAUCAUUUUUACCAAAGAGCUCUUUUGUGAUAUUUUAUGAUGAGAAAAUUCCUCUAUUUUUUGCUGAUAUCGGUAUUGUUUAUAAGAGCUCCCGAAACGUGCGAUACUCUCGCAGCCCGGAUGUCGUCCUUUCAAUGUCAGAAGUCUUCCUUUGAUCAGUUCCCAGAAGGAAAUUGAGAAGACAAACUUAUCUGUUAUCAAAAUCGAAAGUUAUUGCGGUUUCAUUCAAGAAUAAACUUUAGAAGGGCACAAGCUAACCUGAUUGGUUGAUUUUGAGAAGAAAAAUAUAGGCAUUGAUCAACAUUUCCGCUGACAAAUCUAACAAGAAAUAUCAGUCAGAUCUUCAGAAGCAGAGCACUGAACAAGUAAUAACAGGAAGGUAAAAUCUUAGCGUUCAUCUUCUAGGCGAAUGUGGUCGUAAAGUGUUUCAAAUCAGGUUAACUUUAAUUGAGCGAGGUAUGAAUUGCAUGCGCUUUGGUUAUAUUUAGGUACAUUUAAAAUAUCGAAUAUUUUGUAAAUUGUAAAUAUUUCCGGUAGCUUCAUAGCUUGAUUAGUUCUUUGGAAAUAUUGAAAAUGACUUUUUAUUUCUCUACAAAAUAGUUUCGAACAUUUUCGAGAAAGUUAUGUUGCACCUCAAAGUUGGUGUAUUUUGAAAGAAUCCUUAUAAGAUUGGGAGUUAAUUUCUGUACGUGUGGGACUGGAUUUAUUUCCAGCAGAAACCAAACUUCAAGCAAACUGCAAAAUAUAUUCUUUAAUACAGCUAAAAUUGAUUAAGGGCGGUUCAUAUUCAUUAGGACAUGUGCACAAUAUUUGCAAGCGCGAGCUAGUUGUGGUCUAACACGUAUACAAAAGAGCUGUUGACAUAAUUGUGAAAAAUUUGGAGAAUGUUUUUAUAGCUCUUACUACUUCCCGAUUUCGCUUUGCCUUUGUUCCAAAAACUGCCUAUGCCAUGAUUUGCAAGACGAGCCUUGAUUUUGAAUUGGCACCUGCGGUGAUGUAGACUCCAUUUUUGAAAAUUUGGAGCAGUUUAAUCCCGAUUUAGCCUUGCCUAGGUUACGAACCGGGCCUCAGUUGCAGUUGCAUCCAAGAAAGGGCUUUUUGGAGAUAAGUUGAAGAAAUCAUUUGCAUAUUUCAAUAAAGGCGAGCUGCCAAAGGUUGUUUAUAGCUCAAGCAGCUGUCACCAUCUCAAGCACUCACCGUGACCACCUCACCCAAGUUACAUAUAAAAGACGGAUAACACUAUGCAGUCGAUAAAACACCAUCCAGUUCUACUGAGUUUUCCUAAUAGUCAGUCCGCUAACUGGUGAUUUAUCGGGCGAAUAGCGUUAGCUAUCCAACAAUUGAAAACCUCUGAGUAUUGUGCGACUCAACAAAUGUCGUUCAAUAAUUCAUAUGAAAGGAAACUACUUAAACUUUUUAAGAACCUAUAUCGAAAGUGAAUAAUCUUCACUAUGCUCUCCAGUCACCCUUGCAGCGACACUUUCAGCUGCACGAGGCACUGUUACUUACGAGGCGAGUGCGCUAGAACAUGGACUAGAUAUACAGUUAUCUGUUGGACCUAAUUGCUUUCAGGUUUUUACAGCCAGUGCAGUACCAUCUAAUUAUAAUAAUGAAAAGUCGGAUGUUAAUCACUAUUAGGCUUGACUAAAGUUAGAAGUGGGCUCAUCCAUAUUGUGUUACUUUUGAGUUUGUAUUAUGACUGCCUGACAUCACGUUUUCACAGUAUUCCAUUUUGUUCUCAGUACAGUGAAUACAAGAUGCUGAAUAACUCUGCUACCGUGAGUCCGGGUCCUGCUCAAGAUCAGUUUGAUCCGCAUAUGGCCUUUAGAGUAGUUAUGGGAAUCAUUGCAGUCGUGGCCUUCUGUAGUAAUGGCCUUCUCGUGGCUACAUUACUCUAUAACAAAGCGUUAUUACGAACGCCAUACAACGUGCUCAUUUUAAGUCUGGCUGUCACGGACAUGACAACAGGUUAGUUGGUUCCUUAUGGCUGAAUUUGCAGUAAAAAUAUUAACGAAACACCCCCGGGGGUACUCUUUAUAAUGGCCUAUACGGGAAGGCUCUGGGUGAAAGGACGGCACUGACCUGUUUCAGAUGGGGGUUUCACUUCUUGAGGUAUGUAAAAUACUAGGGAAAUCUGUCAUUGCGGUCUGUGAAAAGUCCUAAAAUGCCUAACAGGCACAUUUCAUAACUGUUUAAAAGGCUGCAUGGUUUAGUCAGCGAUUAUUAAUCUUUAAAAAACGGCGCAUUUGCAGUAGUUAGAAGGGAUGCAGCGUUCCAAACAAGUAUGUGAAAGGAGUACCAUCUGUCAACAAAAGGAAUACGAAAGGGGUACUUUUUCUGUCAAAAAUGCUAUAUAAAAGGGUAAGGGUCUAGACCUCGGGGCGAAGCCUCCCUGUGUAAAUUUUUGUUCAGUAUCCCCCGGGGAGCCCCCAUCUUUAAGCGGACGCAAUCGUAAGAAGGUCCUGCCCUUUCCGUCCUUAUUUUGUGUAAAACAAUCCUGUAUUUAGGCAACACUUGUAAAAAGGGGACAAUCAGAAGCGAAAGUCCCGUGACAGUCCGCUUAAUACAGGUGUCUCUGUAUUUAUGAUGUUUAAGUAGUUAAAUCUUUUGUUAGUAAUGACUGAGUUCACACGCCUUAAUUACGCAUGCUCAAUGCGUUUGAAACCACAGCGGAAAGAGUAUCAAAAACGCGGUUACCCUCACUCCUUUAUUUAUUCUGGCGUGUCAUCUAAACACCUACAAACAAGCUAGAAAAUCAUUUUUAAGCCCGGCCUGGCUUCUUCUUAUAGAAUCAUGACGCAUGACGCUAAUUUCAAUAGUUCUUAUCGCACUCGUCUAUUGUGAUCAUCAUUUAGGUUAAUUCGAAAAAGAAAACCAGAUAUGCAUAUUACAUCAUCUGAACUUACUGUACAAAGAUUUUGAGGGCAAAAUAAACUGUUGAAAAUUUGCCGGUGGAUGAGAUACCUAUUUAAGUGCUAUUGAAACGGGCCUUUCCUACCUAUAUGGCAAACAGAGCUGGUUCCGGUUGUUCCGCUUUUUCUUAGAAAGAGGAAAUUAUGGCUGCAAUCAGCUGCGGUUUGUUUUUAUAAAAAUACCUUUUAUGAAAAUACUUGUUAGAUGUGACUGAAGCUAUGUCAACAAUCCAGUCUUACAGAAAUGCCUUAUCGCGCUGCGACUUACACCUCAGGGCUAGUUUCAGUUUCAAGGCACCCAGAAGUAGUUAAAGCAAAUGUGACAAAAUUUAUAAAUUUCAUUUCGUAAAAAGCUGAAAAUAGAUUGAAUUACUGCUAAAAAUAGUAUUCACUCCCUGGGAGCCUCAGCACCAGAAAAUUGACUGAAUUAUUAAAGAAACUCCUUGAAUUGAAAUAAGGAGAGUACCGAGGAGUUACAGGAAAGCUAAUAGGGAUCAUGAAUUUGCAAAGUUUUGAAAUUUUAAAUGGAUUGAUUUAGCGACGUAAACCUACAAAACUCAUCAGUGAAAAUGGGAUUAAUUUCAAAUGUUUUGGAAUCGCCUUUGCUUGAUGCCCGUGAUUUUAGUAAGCAAAGACGGUGGUCAAUUGGCUUUUUAUAAGAACGUUCCGACAACUGUCAGCCGUCUUAGCAAAGUACGGAUUGCUUUGCCGGUAGUGCUUGCUGUUUACGAAAAACAAGAAAAUGAACAAAGCGUUUUGACCCACAAUUACAUCUUUGCUUACAAUUUUUGAAAGUACAUGCAGUCUAAAGAAUCAGUCCUGCUGGUUCGACUGCAGUAGCAUUCCAUGAUUGGUUUUCCAUGUUAGUCCUAAGAGUGAUCAACAUUACAUUUCUCCUUGUUAUAUAUUUGCUUUAUGAAACAAGGGGAUACUGAGAAUUAAGGACAUGAUCACAUGGGGUGAAUUAUGCUGAUACCUUAACAACGUCUCCGUGCUACUUCUAUGGGAAUGUAUUAAGGGACAAAAAAAUGAGAAUUUGAAUUUCAAUUUGGGUUUUGCGGUUAAGAGCAACCAAAGUAUUGGGAAAGCCUAAGAAAUCUUAUCAUACUGAUUAGUGCCAAAUAUUUUUCACGCAAAUAGGUCCAAGCAUGCCCUCUUAAGAGGAUAGAGCCAUUUUUAACAUGACGUUGAUAUCAUAUUUCUGGGGCUCAAAUUUGUCACCCAGCCAAGUAUUCAUUUUUAAAAAAACCGAUAUACAGUAAACGUUCGUAUUGACCAUCCCUACGUAGGGGAUACUUUUAUCUUUUUUUUUUCCGUUUGGCCUUUAAAGUUUUAGUUUCACAUUUACUGAAUUCAUUGCAAAUAGAGUGCGUGCGAGAAAGGCAGAACGUGAAAGGUCCAACAUACGGUUCAAACAUUCCUGAUUAUUUGCUUAGUGGACUAUGAAAUAUCUAGUUGAAGGACAUAUUUUGAAGUAUACCCAUAACCUCUCGCUUUCCUCUCCUUAUCCUCUCUCCUCACUUGCUCAAUUCCGAGAUUUAAAGUGAAUAAGCAGUGCUUUAAACUGUGGACAAAACCUUUAUUUUUGUUCUGAAAAUAGUGCACCCUUGCGAUUUGUGGCCGCUAAGAUAAUGUGGCUAGCAAACUCUAGUUACAAGACAAAACUAUUCCAGAUUAGCUCACUGCUCAUCAUACUCAAAAUUUCACUGCAAAAGGAGAGGUAAACUGUUCAUGAUUCUGGUUAGUUACUGUUUAUGCAGUCCCUAUAGGCACUGAAGCAUGUACUCAAAGAGAUAAUUAGAGCGACUAACCCAACCCCCGUCCAAACCUAACCCCACCCCCCCCCUGUGUUACCCGUUCUGCAUCUGCCAUGUUAAAGUGUUUUCAUCACCAUAUUAUGAAGAACAGCAGGGUUUCGCUGUGGUGAUGCCAGUGUAACGAACAUAUACUUUUUUAAUUUUAUUUUCUUUGUUUCCCAUUUUAAAUCACCAAUCAAACUUUUCCUUCUUUCAGUUAUUCAUUCGUAAUUUAAGACUGGCUUUUGUCUUAUUUAUUUCUCUGUUUAAAAUUCAGGUGUUGGUCUCAUGUUAACACCAGCGUGGAUCAUAGGAUUUGACAACUUUCCAAUCCCAGGAGGCAUUGCCGGAGAUCUAUUCUGUCGCAUAGUAGUGUCAUACUAUCUUGUGUUCACACUUGGCAUUGUCUCAGUUUACACCAUAACCUGUCUAUCUCUCGAGAGAUGGUUUGCGGUUGCAAAGCCUGCGAAGUACAGAGCUGGUUUUAAUAAAAGCUACAGAAUCUAUGUUAUGGUGGCCAUAGUGUGGCUCGUUUCAUUUCUUUUCAACGCCCCUCAUCUCUUUGAAAUGGAACUCGGGCCUCACAACACCUGUGUUUGGGUGUCGCUCACGGAAGGCAAAGUCAGAAAAGCCAUUUCGUUUUUUGAGUUCCUUGGAAAGUUCUUCAUACCGUUGCUCAUCACAAGUUUAUCCUUUCUGAGCCUCUGGAGGAAAGUAAGAAAUUCCCCUGCUCUGUUUCAAACCAACAAAGGAAAAGCCGGCAUCCGUCUCUUGCGCAUGUGCGCCAUCAUUGCAUUAGUGUUGGCAUUGUGUUGGUUUCCAAAUCAGUUUUAUUACCUGCUCUUCAAGUUUGACCUCACUAAAAUGGACACACCGUUACAUCAGUUCACGGUGGUGCUGUGCAUGGGAAAUUCUACUUUAAACCCGUUCAUAUACUGCGCAACUAAUUCAACCUACAGGAGAAAGUUUCUUCAAUUCAUUGGCAUCGAGAAAAAGACUUAUAGCAUUGAUGAUGCCUCGUCCGAGACCAACAAGGCUAACAGAGUCAGCAGCAGUACUCCCCUACCAGUCAUCAAAGGCUUCAACCCUCAAGUACCCAGUUUAUCUCGCAGUGAAUUGGAGGAUUGCCAAGUACGGGAUAACAAAGUACCUGUUGUAUAGGCAAUGGAAACGAUGCAUUAAUACGCAUGCGCUUUCGUGGCACUUCAUCCCUGGAGUUGGAAUGGUUAUAGUUGCUCCCCAACAGGCGAUUUCACUAUGACGUUAUUCUCAACGUUUUGGUUCCUUUGCAAAAAGAUUUGCUCUUGGAAAGCUUCGGGGAACAGAAGGAUUCAAUUUUAAAGUUGAAAGAGAUUGUUGACUUGAAAUGAGUAAUCUACGAAAAUGUCAGCUCUCUACAAGCAUAAUUUGUGAUCAAAAUAGCAGCUAUAAACUGUAGAACGAUCGAUUCAGUGCCGUUCCUUAUCUGGCUCGAAUGUUCAAACACCGCUAAAUAAAUUUGUUUCAAUUACAAUUCAAUUUUCAUGGCUCUGUUUUUAUUGCCUGCUGAUCAGACAAUGAUGAGCAUAUGCUAAGGACGAAAGAAUUGUAAACAAGGAUUUGCUGAGGAAAACUAGCGCGCGUGCAAAGCAGUACACGUUAAUUUUUGUGUGACAGGUGUUUACAGCUCUCAAUAUUAAUUGCCAACGAGGCAACCGAGCUAAGAAGCGAGGUUGCCUCGGCGGCAGAUUCAUAAUCCCACGCAAUGUAUGCAAAAACUCUCAAAUUCUGCGUAACCCUCUAAAAUGUGAAUUCUUUACCAUAUCUGGGUGUAAGUGAGACCACAUAUUUGGGCAAUGACGUUAUGAUCUUGUAUUUACAACUCCUGGUUCGAAAUUGGGUUUGCAGCUGUUUGUUUAGUGUUUAAGAGGCCCUAACAGGUGAGCAAGCUUUAAUACGAUUUCUAGUUUGAAAGGGCUAUUAGUGCUCUGGUUUGCUUUAUAAAUUGCCUUUAAAGCAGCUGCAGCUGAUCAUGGAAUAAGGUUUUACGCUCCCAGUUUUGUCAGAACCAGCUUGUUCUUCCAGUUCGAUUUACAUUGAGGUAGCGUGUUCGCUUCUGGACUCAUGACCAGAGUUUUUAGUGUUAUCUUUUCUUUUGUAAAUUGAAUUUUAUGCGGUUUGUGUAGCUAAUCAACGAAUAGGGACCGUUGUAUUCUCAAAACGUUUAUCAGAACCAGCGUGUUCUUCGCAGUUCGAUUCUACAUCGAGCCAGUCCUAACCUCCUGUGAGGAAUGCAACGCGUUGGAGGACCUUUUGUUUUUUACAAGAUAUUUUUGCGUUUGGAGAGGUUUUGUCAACCAGCUCGUGUCCUUUUGUAGCUCGAUUUACAUUGAAGACAGCCCUAAACUCCCAUGACGAAUGCAACGAAUUUGCGGACCCUGCUUUUGUUUUAAAGACCAUCAUUAUAAAUCACUUUGCCUUUCGAGAGACUCUUUGUCCUGUGCUACUCCAU